CAGAGUACAGUCUACAUGCAUUUGUUUUAAAGUUAGAAGUAUUUUAUUAAUUUUCGACAAUUUGUCACAAAAUGACAAAAAUGUACGUUUAUCAACCUACAUUUCAAUGUUUAGUGAUCAUGUUGUUUGUUGUUUUUCCACAAUUUUCAGCAUUUCCACGAAAAUUUGGAAAUUUAUCUAACGUUUUGAUGGAUUUCUGUCAAAAUUCUUGCAGAAACGGACAUUGUACUACAGAUGGUAAAUCUUCGUAUAUUGUAAAGUGCAAGUGUAAUGAAGGAUUUGCAGGAAAAUAUUGUAAUAGAUCUGAUUGUAAUCCGACCUGUAAACACGGAUCUUGUGUUUUUGAUGGGAGUCAACAAGUUUGUAAAUGUGAAAAAGGUUUUAGUGGUGUAGAUUGCAACAAUGUCAAUCUGAAUAGUAUUUUAGGUAUAGAUAGUAUUGCAAGAGGGAGAAACAGUGUUAAUUCAAGCAUUAGUCUCCCUUCGUCACUGUGCGCACUGAAUUUUGUCUGUCAAAAUGGUGGUUCCUGUAUUCGAUUCCAACGAGGUGUUCGAUGCCAGUGUGUUUAUCCAUAUACUGGUACAUUUUGUCAGGAUAAGUGUGAGAAGGUUUGCCAAAAUAAUGGACGAUGUUUACUGUUAGAUGAAGCUGAUGUAUGUAAUUGCCCAUGGGGUUAUAAUGGAGAAUUUUGCGAGUUAAAGUUAUCGUAGUUACAUUUCCAAUCUUACAAAACUAACGUACACAUAGCGUUUUUUUAAACUCAUUUAACAAUCCAAAGAGCAUGAAUCGGCAAGGAAAUCGACUUUUUACAAAAUUUUACAAAUCCCUCAUGUUCCUAUAGCGACGGCGUAGGCCUAGGCUACGACGUUUAUCACUUCUACCGUUGCUUUCACUGUGUCAUAUUCUGGUCAUGAGAUUUAUAACCCCCUUUUGCUGACUAUUUAAUACGUCGCCAUUCAAUUUAACCAAUCAGCAAUCUCGUAACAUAUAGAGUAAAGGAUAGUGAUAGAAAAUGGCGGCCUCCGUU
Molecule: messenger RNA, 1027 nt
Organism: Lottia gigantea (owl limpet)
Lineage: Eukaryota; Metazoa; Mollusca; Gastropoda; Lottiidae
Exons: 2
Coding region: 72-710 (212 amino acids)
Source: RefSeq, a predicted model, not a curated record